CAUGCCUUCAUAAUGACAAACUUAAGCAACUGGCUGUGAAAAACUACGAGUUUCGACAAACGACAUACAAGAGUGAAUUGGAAGAACUGACAAGGUGGUCUAAGAGCUGGGGCCUUAGUGACAUGGGGUUCGGCCGAGAGAGAACUGCGUAUUGCUACUUCGCCGUUGCUGCUAGCACAUCACUACCUCAGGAUUCUGAGAUCAGAAUGAUGGUAGCAAAGAGUGCUAUAGUUAUCACAGUUGCUGAUGAUUUUUAUGAUAUGGAAGGCUCUCUUGAUGAUUUGGAAAAAAUCACAGAUGCAGUUCAAAGAUGGGAUGCUAAGGGCUUGAGUGGCCACAGUAAGACUAUCUUUGAUGCCCUUGACAGCCUUGUGAACGAAUUAGCAAGAAAAUACUCUCGGCAACACGGAACCGAUAAAACAAACAGUCUCCGAGAUGUAUGGAGUGAAACAUUUGCUUCCUGGUUUACGGAAGCUAAAUGGAGCUAA
Molecule: messenger RNA, 488 nt
Organism: Populus euphratica (Euphrates poplar)
Lineage: Eukaryota; Viridiplantae; Streptophyta; Magnoliopsida; Malpighiales; Salicaceae
Product: S-linalool synthase-like
Exons: 4
Coding region: 123-488 (121 amino acids)
Biological process (GO): diterpenoid biosynthetic process
Molecular function (GO): terpene synthase activity; magnesium ion binding
Source: RefSeq, a predicted model, not a curated record